AUGCAAGUCGGUAACGGGAACUUCGCUUUUGGCGCGGACAUCACAGGUCUACAGACUUUCCAGCCUUUUGCAAUCAUGUCAUCAUGGGGAUGGAAGAAUGACUCGCUUCCGUCUGGCGAAAUGAUGAACGUGACUGAGCCCGACCUCCAGGAUAAAUCGCAGUUGCUCGAGCUUUGGACGGGCCAAAUGACAAGCGAAUUUACGAUUAAUGGAACUCGGGUCCAAGUAGAGACUGUCUGCGCACAAGAUACCGAUGUUGUUGGCAUACAAAUUGAUUCGACUCUCGUUUCAGACGGAAGACUCGGUCUAUUCCUCGAUUUCCCUUGGAACGAUGGCUCUUCCAAAUUCUCUGCUCCUUUCGUCGGGACAUUCAACAUGACUUCUAACCACACGACGAGCCUUAUCCAGGACUCUUCUGUAACAAAAGGUGCUCAGGCAGAGAUUGUGCACACGUUGGUCAACAACUCGUUCGUGACAGCGAUUGGAGGCUCCAAGCUCAACAUCUCUCGCAACUCGCCUGAUUCUCAUAGAUACAGUGUGGUUCCUUCGAGCAACUCUUCAACAUUCUCCGUUACUAUCUCGUAUGCUCUUCAGUCAUCAACCUCCCUGCCUGAUUUUAAUUCCACGACGAAAUCGUCUGUGGAUGCAUGGAAAUCAUUCUGGUCAAAUGGUGGAUUCGUAGAUGUGUAUACAGGUUCCACUGACCCGAGGGCGAAUGAACUACAACGCAGAAUUAUUCUAUCAAAUUAUCUUCUGCGGGUCAACGAAGCAGGAAAUAACCCGCCGCAAGAGUCUGGGCUAGUAAACAACGGAUGGGUCACCCAAGUGCAACAAGGAUGGCCAGCUGGGGCACGGUGGGGAAAGAUGUCAGAUCCGUCGGGACGCAGUGCCCCAGGUGAAAUUAAUGAACUUCUAAUCUGGCAGCAACCGCAUCCGCUCGUCUUCGCCGAAUACGAGUACCGCGCUUUCCCGACUACAGAAACGCUCUACAAGUGGAGUGAUAUUGUUCAUGAGACCGCAGAUUGGAUGAGCGUAUUCGCAUUCCAUAAUGAGAGUACGGACGUUUAUGACCUUGGUCCACCAAUGUACGUUGUGAGUGAAGAUACAGAGCCGCUUGUGACAAGGAACCCCGCAUUUGAGCUAUCGUAUUGGAAGUUCGGACUUCAGCUUGCUGAGAGAUGGAUGGAGCGUUUGGGUGAGGAUGUCCCUACAAGCUGGACGAUUGUACGAGAGAACCUUGCAAGUCUGCCGAGCGACAACGGAACAUAUUCCGUAUACGAAGGUAUACCAAGCGAUUUCUGGGAUGGACCAACGUACACGAAUGACCAUCCUGCAUUGGUUGGCUUGUAUGGCUGGUUACCUGAGACACCGGGCUUGAACUUGACUAUUGCAAAAGCAACGAUGGAAAAAGUGUGGACGCAUUGGAAUAUAUCAAAUUGUUGGGGAUGGGACUUCGGAAUGCUCGCAAUGUCUGCUGCACGCAAUGGUGAACCGUCUCAAGCUGUUUCUUGGCUCCUCAACGAUAUCUUCUCGUUCGAUGAUGUUGGAAUGCCCAGCGGUGGUGCCCGUGUGCCAACACCUUAUUUCCCUGGUUCUGGCAGCUUGCUACUUGCUGUUGCAAUGAUGGCAGAAGGUUGGGAUGGAAGCAAUGGUACCGCACCAGGCUUUCCUACAUCCGGUUGGAAUGUCAGGACUGAGGGGAUGCACAAAGCGCUCUAA
This is a messenger RNA of Fomitiporia mediterranea MF3/22, 1719 nucleotides long. RefSeq lists its product as uncharacterized. NCBI's taxonomy places the organism in Eukaryota, Fungi, Basidiomycota, Agaricomycetes, Hymenochaetales, Hymenochaetaceae. The record is from RefSeq and is a predicted model, not a curated record. Gene Ontology annotation, biological process: carbohydrate metabolic process. Bases 1 to 1719 code for a protein of 572 amino acids. The transcript has 5 exons.